UCUGGGUCAUUUGAGUGAAGAACCCGAACAAAAACCCUUGACCUAUUAUCCCUAAAACCCCAGUCCCAAGAUAGAAGACGACGACGACGAUAACGAGCUAAACCAUGAGCUCCUUCAAUGGAAACAGUAACAUUGACAAUCUCCUCAUCCAGACCCUACUUGGUCGCCUCCAAAUCCGUCCUCCCAAUUCCCCUUUUCUCUCUCAAUCCCUAGAAGACCUCCUCUUCAAAUCCGACAACCUCUCCGACGACAGCGACGGCGAGUAUUCCGGAGAUUAUCAGAGCAAGCUCGCCCGAGAAGAGGCCAGGCUCGAGAAGGAGCUGAUCCGGAUUAUCGUGUCGGGUCGGAGCGAUUCUCUUAAACCCAAUUCGGGUCAGGCGGUGACAGUCAACGAUCACCACAUCUGUGUAGGGUUUCACGAAGAUGAGGACAGUGAUUAUCGUGUCUGGGAAUGGCACGGGCAUAUCAUGCUGUUCGACGAGGAGAACGGAUACACGCCUGAGUAUAUCUACGGGAACUACUUCGAGAGGUUGCCGGUGAGGUUACCGAAUCGACGUGUGGAGAAGGAGAAGAAGGAGGUGAAAGAGAAGGAGGAAGAGGAGGAGGAGGAGAAGGUGGAGAAUUUAGGGCUCAGAGAACUGAUCGAUGGCGGAGAUUCUGCUCGUGGUCGGAUUCUUCACCGGAACAUCAACGCCGGUUCUCGAAGGGUCUAAGGUUCUGCAAGCAUGGCGAUUCAGCAUUGACGGGGAGGAUUUCCGGCACGAAAAAAGCUCGACACUGUGUUUGCCCGUUCGCUUCAGUUUCAGCCCAAGGGAAGAGAAAUAUCUCUUUCUGCUUCAGUGCAUCGGUUUUUUUCAUGGAGGUUCGUAUAAAGAUCUUCAGUGGAUGAAUGAUCAUGAACAGAGAAAAAAAAAGAUUACAUGAUAUUAUGGUUUUGCUGCCCUUUUGACAUUGUUCUCCGGUUUGUUAAAAUUUUAUGCGAUUGAUUGCCUUAAAUAAUCCUCUCGUUUCUUCAACCA
This is a messenger RNA of Tarenaya hassleriana, 1019 nucleotides long. RefSeq lists its product as uncharacterized. The transcript is spliced from 2 exons. Bases 105 to 713 code for a protein of 202 amino acids. Lineage: Eukaryota; Viridiplantae; Streptophyta; Magnoliopsida; Brassicales; Cleomaceae. The record is from RefSeq and is a predicted model, not a curated record.